AUGCUAUACCAAAACACAGGAAGCAUGGCUAUUGAAGCUCUUAGCAAAAGCUGCCUCCCUUCUUCAAUCCACUGCGGACGACGACCCUCUGUCCCACUCUUGAAACACCCUCGACCCUCCUCCUCCUCCUUUGCUGCCGUCGCAACCACUGAAGGAAAUAUGCGCAUAAGCUGCAUGAAUUCGAAUACUAAAGAACAGUUACUAAUCGAUAGGCGUUCGGCAAAUUACAUGCCAAGUGUUUGGGAUUACAACUUUGUGAAGUCACUCAGUGCUGAUUACGCGGAGGAGAGAUAUAUGGAGCGGGUCCAGAGGAUGAAGGAAGAGGUGAAGUGCACAUUGGAGAAAGAGAAUAAUUUGUUGGCGAAGCUUGAGUUCAUUGAUGCGAUUCAAAGACUUGGUUUGCAAUACCAUUUCGACAACGAGAUCAAGAAGGCACUCCAAGUCAUCCAAAAUGAUUCAUAUGAUGCUCGGUUUUCUAAUGAUCUCCACUCAACUGCCCUUCGAUUUAGACUUCUCAGACAACAUGGCUAUGAUGUAUCUCAAGAUGUGUUUGAAAGCUUCAUGGACAAGAUGGGCGGUUUUAAGGUAUCGCUGGUUGAGGAUGUGAAGGGGCUGUUGAGUCUGUACGAGGCUUCUUUUCAUGGGCUGGAAGGCGAAAGUUUGGUGGAAGAAGCAAAGGCUUUCACUUGCAAGCAUUUGAAUCUUCUUAAUCUCGGAGGAGGAAUCAUCUCCUCUUGCAUGGGCAAAAAAAUAAGCCAUGCCUUGGAAUUGCCUAUCCAUUGGAGACCUAAUAGAUUGGAAGCUAGAUGGUUCAUGGACAUCUACGAGGAAGAUCCGAACAUGAACCGGACUUUGCUUGAGAUGGCGAGGUUGGAUUUCAAUGUAUUGCAGUCAACCUACCAGAAGGAAGUGAGCGAACUAGCAAGGUGGUGGCUUGAGCUUGGCGUCAACAAAAUGGGCUUUUCCAGAGAUAGACUGGUGGAACAUUUUUUAUGGUCCUGCUUUAUGGUUCCCGAGCCAGAAUAUGGAUUUUGCAGGGUCAUGUUAACCAAGAUUACUUGCAUGAUAACGCUCAUAGACGAUGUUUAUGACGUGUUUGGCACUUUGGAAGAACUUGAACUCCUGACAGACUUCGUUGAAAGAUGGGAUAUUGCCGACAUUGAAAAACUUCCUCAGACAAUAAGGAUUUCUUUCCUAGCUCUGUUCAACACUACCAACGAAGUCGGAUUUGAGAUACUGAAAGAGCAAGGCUUUAACGUCACACCUUACAUUCGGAAAUUGUGGGUGAAUGAAUGUAGGGCAUACAUAAAAGAGGCCAAGUGGUACCACAACGUCUACACCCCAAUAUUGGAGGAAUAUCUCCCCACUUCGGUAACAUCUUCUGGAGGGCCCUUGAUGUUGUUCUGUAUUUUCCUCAUGACCACACACAAGUUAACACAUGAGGCACUGGACUACGUAUCUAAAACCCCACGUAUCAUGUACAUUUCUGGCUUGAUUCUUCGACUCAAUGAUGAUCUUGGUACAUCGCCGGAUGAAUUGCUCAGAGGAGAUAAUCCGAAGGCAAUCGAGUGCUACAUGAAUGAAAGCGGAGCUUCACGAGAAACUGCGGUGGAACACGUCAAGGACGUGAUUUGGGAAACUUGGAAGAUCAUGAACGAACAGGCGUUUGUCGAUCGUCCAUUCCCAGGGAUGGAAGCCUUUAUCGGGGGGUGUUUGAAUCUUGCUCGUGUGUCUCACAGCUUUUACAAGUACGGAGAUGGCCAUGGGGUUCCGGACCGCGCAACCAAGGGCAACAUCAUGUCUGUUUUGAUACAACCCGCCCCAAUGAAUUAAUGGCAGAACUUCAAUUGGCAUCCACUUUUUGAUGCCGGAGCAUUCCUUGAAGGCCAUUAAUUUAGC
Messenger RNA from Syzygium oleosum, 1899 nucleotides. Its product is annotated as (+)-alpha-terpineol synthase-like. Gene Ontology annotation, molecular function: magnesium ion binding; terpene synthase activity. The record is from RefSeq and is a predicted model, not a curated record. Bases 1 to 1833 code for a protein of 610 amino acids. Gene Ontology annotation, biological process: diterpenoid biosynthetic process. Lineage: Eukaryota; Viridiplantae; Streptophyta; Magnoliopsida; Myrtales; Myrtaceae. The transcript is spliced from 7 exons.